Molecule: messenger RNA, 741 nt
Organism: Cariama cristata (Red-legged seriema)
Lineage: Eukaryota; Metazoa; Chordata; Aves; Cariamiformes; Cariamidae
Product: methyltransferase-like protein 7A
Exons: 2
Coding region: 1-741 (246 amino acids)
Molecular function (GO): S-adenosylmethionine-dependent methyltransferase activity
Source: RefSeq, a predicted model, not a curated record
AUGACCGAGGCCAGCAUUCUCUUCCUCCGUGCCUGCCUCGCGGUGCUCGCCUCGCCCAUCUACCUGCUAUCGUUCCUGGGCAUAUGGGAGCCUUUCUGUAAGAAGGUAUUUUUCCCUUUCUUCUUAGAGAAGUUUUUUGCAAUCCACGAAAAGAAAACAAACAAGCCAAAGCAAGAGCUAUUUCGUAACCUACCUGACUUCAAGAGCCCCUCAGGAGAGCUGAAGCUGCUGGAGAUCGGGACCGGCUGCGGUGCGAACUUCCAGUUCUACCCGCCGGGCUGCAAAGUCACGUGCACUGACAUAAACCCCGAUUUCCAGCAAGGCCUUUCGAAAAGCAUGGACAAGAACAAGCAUGUCCACUAUGAGCGUUUCCUCGUCGCUCCAGGAGAAGACCUGCACCAGGUGCCCAGCGGUUCUGUGGACGCCGUCGUCGGCACCUGGGUCCUCUGCUCCGUGCACAGUGUGAACGGCACCCUGAAGGAAGUCCUGCGAGUGCUCAGACCAGGAGGUGCUUUCUAUUUCUUAGAGCACGUGGCCGCUGAUCGUUCCAGCUGGAAGCAUUUUUGGCAGCAGGUCUGGUAUCCAACUUGGAAACUUGUCUUUAAUGGAUGCUGCCUAACAAGAGAGAUAUGGAAUAAUCUCGAACAAGCCAACUUCUCGGAGCUGAACUUACGACACAUAACCAUCGCGCUGCCCUGGAUGCCCGUUCAGCCUCACAUCAUCGGAUACGCUGUGAAGUAA